UAAUUGAAUAUGUAAUAUACAGUAGCCUAAGUGUAGCUACUUAGGUUAAUAUCUUGCUACAUGUUCGAUUUCAAGAGAAACACUGCACGCGAGUGAGGCGACUCGACGGGCAUAAAACGUUUAUAAUCUGGUCGCGUCGCGUUCAGAGCAGACGGGCUGUAAGAAGAGAGAGAAAUUUUGCCUUUUAUUGCCCCAUAGAGAGACCAGUGACGUAAAGAACCUAAAAACUUGCGGAAAGUGUGGAGAAAAACAGGCUGCAGUCUAUGCGGCGCGCGGAACCCCAGUGGAAAUGCAAGGAUACACUCAGACUCUUCGUAUUCGCUUCCAUGAAGCGCUUUAUGUCCUUUAUAUACUGCUUUAUGUCAAAUUCGCUUGUGCUGCUGCGGAAGCGUCGAACAUAACUGAAGUUUGGAACAAAACUCAGCUUUUCGAGCUGUACAGUAAAGGAGUUUUCCAGUUGGAAAGUGUAUCGCAGGAGGGUUGCCUCUCAGCAGACUCGUCCGGUCUAUCUCUGGCCAGCUGUGACCCCCCGUCUGCCGCCCUGCUUUGGAAAUGGGUGUCCCGGCACCGUCUCUACAAUCUGGGCACCAAUCGAUGUCUAGGGAUCAACGCGACCAAGCAGCAGCCUGUCGUUGGCAUCUACGAGUGUGAUGUUUCCCUCACAACCAUGUGGUGGCGCUGUGGCGGCAGCAUGUUGUACGGAGCGAUGAAUAAUAAGCUAGCGGUGGUGGACUCAAAAGUGGUGGUUAAGAAAGCCGUUCUGCAACAGUGGAGGAUUUAUGGGGCGGCUGGUGAAGGGCCGUGCGCUUACCCGUACGAAGACAUCCACACACUACAGGGAAACUCCCAUGGCAUGACCUGCUCCAUACCCUUCAAAUACAACAAUAAAUGGUUCUGGGAUUGUACGUCUGAGGGCAGAGAGGACCGUCACCUCUGGUGUGCCACAACAAACCACUAUGAUCAAGAUGAGAAAUGGGGCUUUUGCCCCAAUUCAGUGUCAGGCUGCAAUGAAUUCUGGGAGAGCCAUCCGGGGCUGAACGCCUGUUACCAGUUUAACUUGUACUCCAUCCUCACCUGGAGUCAAGCUCUUACUUCCUGCCAAGCACAGGGUGGGAGUCUUCUGUCCAUCACACAGUCCAGUGAACAGAGCUAUAUCCGAGAAAGACUCUCAGAUAUGGGUGUGAUGGUCUGGAUUGGAUUAAACCAUCUCAGUCAACAUGGUGGAUGGCAAUGGUCUGAUGGAUCGCCCUUGGCUCUUGUCAAUCAUACCUCAGAUCUGACCUCCAUGCCAGUGCUGGAGAACCAGCAGUGUGGGGUGUUUAACUCCACGCAGGGUUCCUGGCAGAGUAUGUCCUGUGAGUCAGCCUUGCCUUACAUCUGCAAGAAAACCUCCAACUACAGCCGGAAUGCCGAGCCGCUUGAUAACUGGCAAUAUAAGGAGACGAUUUGUCCUGACGGUUGGUUGGACCACAAUGGGUUUUGUUACCGGUACCUGAAGAAGAAUUCGAGCUGGGACGGCUCUUCAAGCGCGUGCAAGUCUCUUGAGGCGGAGCUGGUCAGCGUCCACUCCCUCUCCCAACAGGAACUGCUGCUGAAACUUCUCUCGAAUGGAUCCAACUCUAAGGUGUGGAUCGGCUUGCACAAGGAGGCUAAACUUCCAGCAGUCCAAUGGUCAGACAACUCUCCUGUCACAUUCACAUCCUGGUCCUCUCAGGAGCCUUCCCAUCAUCAUGGCGACAAGCGCAUCUGUGUUACAGCGGACUGGAAGGAAGGCAGAUGGCAGUUUGCGGAGUGUGAAGAGCAGCAUGCCGCAAUCUGUAAGGCGUCAGGUCUUGUGCCUCAGCAUCCUGCUGGUGAAUGGGAUGAAGGAUGUCCAGAGGACUGGAGAAGGAAGGACAACUGGUGUUAUAUGAUCACAGAUCAGGAGCAGACGUUUGAGGAUGCAGUGAAAGGAUAUUACUGCAAAUCUCUUGUUACUGUAGAAAGCAGGUUUGAGCAGGCCUUUCUAAACAGCCUGAUCAGAGAAAUGGGAGGUUCUGACUCCCAAUACUACUGGACAGCCCUACAGGACAAGGACAGAAUCAGAGAGUACCGCUGGCUGACCCUGAAUGGCUCAUCGACACCCCUCAACUACAACAACUGGAACCGACACCAGCCAGUGAAUAGUGGCGGGUGUGUGGUCAUGUCUGGAGGUCAAGCACUGGGUCACUGGGAGGUGAAAAAUUGUCACACCUUCAAGGCCCUGGCUGUAUGCAAACAGGAAGUGAGCGACAACCAUGCCACCCGGACGCCUGUGCCACACAUAAAUAUAAAUGCACCAUGUCCGACAGGAUGGGAAAGCCGCAAAAGCCUGUCUCACUGUUACAAGGUGUAUCACAGUGAGAAGAUCUUGAUGCAGCGCACCUGGACCGAGGCUCAGUUCUUCUGCCGGGCUUUGGGUGCUGAUCUGAUCAGUUUCCAUCACAAUGAAGAACAGACUUUUGUCAAAAAUCUCCUUUCCAUGAUGUUCCAAAGUACAGAGGGUCGCUGGUUUUGGGUGGGCUUUACUAAGAGAAACCCUAGGUCCGAGGGAGCCUGGGAGUGGUCAGAUGGCACGCCGGUGGUGACAUCGUUCAUUGAGGAUAUGAAUGAAGUGGACUCUCACAUGUGUGCUGUGUACAGUGACCUCACGAACACUCUCACGGCCCACUCAUGUGACUCCAAAUAUGAGUGGAUUUGCAAGGUCCCCAAAGGUGUGGAGUUGGUCAAGCCGUACUGGUACAGCGACCAACGUGAGCCAUGGGUGUUUUUCCGUGGAGCUGAAUAUUACAUUGCCAGUAAGCCGUUUCCCUGGGAGGCCGUCACCUUCGCUUGUAAGAUGAUAGGUGCUGAUCUUCUCUCUGUUCACUCUAGCGAGGAACUGAACUUCAUCAGAGAACGCAUAAAGGACUCUAAAUAUUGGUGGAUUGGUUUGUCAGCUAACAGCGAGCACAAUGGCUUCAGUUGGACUGAUGGAUCCGCCCUGGAUUAUGAGAACUGGGAAAAUGGUCAAUUUUCCCGAAAGCCUGGCCAAAACUGCAUCCAAAUGUCGUCUCAGUCGGGUCAGUGGUCAACAGGAAGCUGUAAAGAUCCUCACGGUUACGUGUGCAAGCGCAGAACGGUGUCUUUAGUGGAGGACCCACUCGAGCCUCACUAUAUCGGCAGCUGCCCUGAAAACUGGUUCUACUUCGGACACAAGUGUCUGUUUCUGCAUCUCCCAGCCCGUCCGGAAGAGGGGAAAAGUUGGCAGGAUGCUCAGUCCAUCUGCUCAUCCUAUUCGGGAUCUCUGGUGUCCAUAGAGGAUGAAAUCGAACAAGCCUUCAUCGUCAUGCUGCUUCAUGGCAGGUCAGCGGGGGUUUGGAUUGGGGCACAGGGGCGUUUUUCUUCCAAAUGGAUCAACGGGAAGCCAAUCGUCUAUAAUAACUGGGAGAAGUCUUAUUAUAGAUCUCCUAUGGAACAUCAUUGUACUUACCUGUCCAACAGUCACAUCUUCCGUAUGACAGGGGAAUGGCAAGAUGACGUCUGUACUGAGAGCAUCUAUGGCUUUGUCUGCCAGAAGCCACAAGACAUCACCAAACGUCCAACCCAGCCCUAUUACACCGCUUCCUCUCUGGACACAUCUGAGUAUAAGAACCACAGUUACCGAAUCAUCCACGGCAACUUGAGCUGGUACGAGGCCCAGAAAGCAUGUUUGGAGAAGGGGGCGGCACUUGUGCGGAUCGCAGACCCGUAUCAGCAGGCCUAUCUCAAUGUGCUCAUUAACAGGCUUGAUGCCCCACUCUGGAUCGGCUUGUACAGUACAGAUGAUGAUAUAGAUCAUCAGUGGGCUGAUGGCAGUGAGGCAUCGUUCACUAACUGGGAAAUGCCAAAAGGAGAUGGAGACUGCGGGUUCAUGGAUGUUAAUGGACGCUGGAAAUACGCAGAAUGUGACAUGCUGUUAUCAGGAGCGAUAUGCUACAUACCUCCCCCGAAAAGCAUCGCUUUUUCCUAUGACGUGGUAUGUCCUGAACGCUGGCUGAAGUUUCGCGGGAGCUGCUAUUAUUUUAAAAAUGUUGUAACAAAGAUGACCCUGGAGGAAGCGAGAAAUCACUGUAAAAAGAAUGGAAAUUCUUCAGAAAUUCUGACAGUUCAAGAUGAUGAGGAGAGCCGGUUCAUCAUUAACGAGUUGGUGCGUUAUUACAAGGGCCCUCGGAAAUUCUGGCUAGGAAUUUUCUUCAACACUGACAAGAACGCUUUGACUCGACUGGAUGGCUCUCCGCUCCAGUACACUUACUGGCACUCCAAAGCUCCAGAUCCCAGUGUCAUGAGGGCCGGUCUAUGUGUGACUAUGCGGAUAUCAGAUGCUGUGUGGCAGUUAGACAACUGCACUGACACCCAGGGCUUCAUCUGCAAAACCUCAUCAGGAGCCAUCAAAGAGGUAGAAGUGGAGCCAUUGAAAGGUCUGCACCGAGGUGUGAUCUCAGUUGCUGCUUUGGUGGCCAUUGUGUUGUUUGCUGUGAUGAUUGGAUCAUUGUGGCUUCUUUACAAGAGAAACUCUCUUUGCAUCCAGAGGCUUCCGACAUUUGGCAGUGCCUAUUACAGACAGACAAGCUCCCAAGCCAGUGAUCAAGAUGAGAAUGUUUUACUCCCAGACCUAGAAGCACAAGCACGGGACUAGUAUGCGUGUGUGUGUGUAUGUGUGCAUGCAUUCAUGUGUGAAUUGCCUGAGACUCCAGUGCAAAUAUGAUAAAGUUGAGUUGUCUGUCCGUACUGUAGCUACAGGAGGACAUUGUGCACAUACGGCCGAAUCCAAUCCAUUUAAAAUCACUAUGAAAGGGAUAUUCUUUAUGAAGUAGGAAAUGGGGCUUUUUACACUUUGUCUCAUAUUCAGGACAACAACAGAAUUCCUCUAGAAUGUUAAAGUUAAAAUGGCCAAAUGGGCUUGUUGGUUGAAUGUGGUUUUAUUUUGUUUAGGUGUUACGGCCUGUUUGCAUCAACACGAAUGUUCAGAAAGAAAUUCUUGAGGGUGAGUAAAUGAUGACAGAAUUUUCAUUUUUAAGUGAACUAUUCUUUUAAAGCUACACUGUGUGAU
Molecule: messenger RNA, 5089 nt
Organism: Pimephales promelas (fathead minnow)
Lineage: Eukaryota; Metazoa; Chordata; Actinopteri; Cypriniformes; Leuciscidae
Gene: pla2r1
Product: phospholipase A2 receptor 1
Source: RefSeq, a predicted model, not a curated record